AUGGAUGCAAAUGUCAAAACUUCCAUCCCCUCGUGGUCUUACACUCCUGUGAAGCGCAUCUUUCCUCCUGAUCAUCCAUUCUUCGAGGUAAGCUUCCAACGGUUAUUACAAUAAUGCAGAUUAAUGGCAGUUAAUAAUAACAAUAAUGAUUAUAAAAAAUCUUUAAAACUUCUUUAUGUAGCAACUUAAACACUUGAUGUACUGGUAUCCUUUAUAGACGAAUGCAUAUUAAUACAGAAUUGUUGUUAAGUUUACACGCUUUUGCGAAAUGUUUAAUUGUUUUGAUGAGUUUGGCGCAGCAGAAAAUUUGCCCAUCAAUCACCUUACUCACGCAGAUCAUCAAAAAUGUUUUUCUCUCUCUAUUUUGAACAGUCUAGUUGGCUAUUUGAACACGACUAUUUUUUAUUUAAUCUCUCCUUGUUGUGGUUGCUAUAAAACAUUUCUCAAUAUGAUAAAUUACCGCCUUCAAGGAAACACUAAGUUACUUUGAAUUACCGUUAUUUUGUUCACAGGAAGGAGAAUUAUUUUGCAAUGUUUUAAAGAAAGAGCUGGAUAAUAGCGAAGAAGUUGAUACUGUCAUGCAAAGGUAGGUCUCAAGACAUAUAACUGGGUUUUGUUAUGGAGUUACACAACUAUAGUCUGUGGUAGUGUAAUAAAUGGUUUAUAAAGUAAUACCUCAAGCUGUACCAUAAAAAAUGUAUCUGCCUGAACCCAUAACAGGCUGAUGUGAGGCUGCAUCUUGCACUGACCUUUCUUGCAAUAAAUUAUUAUCUCUCCUGUUCUCUUUAGCUUUUGGCUCCUCUUUUCAGGGCAUCUACUUACCAGUGCUUUCAAUAAGAUUUGAAGGAGGUGGGUACCUUGGUAAAGCACCUGCUAGGGAUUAUAGCAUAAAAAACAUUUCUUUCUUGUAAUCCCAUUAUUUCCAUUUGGAAUAAACUGGCUUCAAUCAGAGUUUUUGGUGUUAAACUUCUGUAGAUGAUCAUUAAAUAUUUGUCUCCUUUAUUACAUGAUAUUGUUUAACUUAUUGUUUUAUUUUUGACCAAAAUCUUCUGUUUUCUGACAUGCAAGCCUGCUCCCUUGUUGAGUUUCACCCAAAAAGUCCUUUAAAAUGACAUAUGAGCCUAAUGGUUACAGAAAUUUAAGUCAGUAUGUUCUUGGAAACUCAAAUUUUUUUGUUGUUGGAAAUGUAUGUUGGAAUAUAUGAUUAGACAAUAACAAUCAUUUUCAUUAAAACUUGUCUGCAAAGGUAAAAGUCAACUGAAAGAACUCUAGAAGAUCUCAAGGUGUUUUAGGUCUUGCUUCAUAAGUUUGCUUGAAAGCUUCUAAAGUAUACCCAGAAAUUCAUGACAGAAUACCCAUUAGAGCUCUAGCAGGUGCAUGGUCUUAUUGAAAGCACUGACUUACAUAGAAAACUCUUCAGGCUCACUUGCCUGCAGUGCUAAUCCAAAAUGUUGGGAUUAUGAAUAGUUGCUUUCUACUACUACAACAACUACUACUACUACUACUACUACUACUACUACUAGAUGCUGUUAGGUAUUAUUGUACAGAUAUAUCUCUUAGAAUGUGUGCUAUGAUUGGUCAAUUUUAGUGGGCCAUAUUUUAUUGCAUGGCAUGCUAAAUUGAAAUGUUUGUUGGAAUUGAAAUCAUUUUCCUCUAUUCGGACUUAGUCUGGGCUGUUAGUUUGACACGACCUCAUUUUUUGGGCUCCCACUUAUGGCCUGUGCACUUUAUGCUUGGGCCAUAAAAGCCAGUGGAAAAAACUUGGUUCACGACUCUCAGUAGAGACCUCGAACUCAGUUAGUAAAAGGUAUUUAAACCUAAAUUUACUUUUUAGGAUUUACUUAAUCCACAUUCAUUUAAAGAGGAGCAUUUUUAGCUAAUAUAUCAGUAAUUCAUUUGCAUUUACAUGUAACUUUUGCUAUUAUUAAUAGAGCUGAAUUCCAAUGUGACAUUCCUGGUUGUGGAGAAUGGUUUUCUAGUGUUCCAAGGUAUUAAUUAAACUACUUCUAAAUAUUAAGAAAUUUUGAAUUUUAGCAAAUGAAGUGAGAAAUUGAUUUUGUCUGAAAUUUGAUCAGCUUAGAGACUGGUACAAGUUUUUUAGGACUGAAUCACAGAGUAAGAUGAAGCAAAACCAGCCAAUCCAGGAUUGCCUUGGUCACUCAGUUUAAAAUAACUCUAAUAUCAGAUUUUUUAAAACCUAACAACAACACAAUGAAAGUUGAUUAUUUUAUUUGUUUUCCCUUUGUUUGUACUAUAUUUAAUGUGAGACUCAAAGAUUAUAGUGACAUCAUUGAAUCUUUAUCAUUUUCAAUCUCUGUAGCUAUGAGGCACACUAUAACAGCUUGCAUCGUCACUGUUGUCAAAAAUGUCAGCGCUCUUUUCCAUCAACUCACCUGUUGGAGAUUCACAUUCUAGAAAACCAUGACAUGUUAUUCAACAUGAUAGCCAUGAGGAAAAACUUGGUAAAUAGUUAUUUCUAUUAAUGUUAUUAAUCAGCAUGGGCAUAGACUUGUUUAGGUGGGGUGGCAUAUGCGAUGAAGACUUGAGAGAGAGACUAUAGCAAAUGGGUGAGAUACUCCCUCUGAGAUUGUGUUUGGUGAGGCCUAUUUAAAAUGAUAAAUGCCAAGUCACUGAUGUGGCCUUGUCUUAGAGUGAGACAGACACGUAUGGGGUUGUGAAUCAGAAAGACUGAAUGUGGCUUUAUCAAGAUACAGUUACAGUUACAUUUGCAGCCAACAAUACAUAUUGCAUUGUACCUAGGUGAAAAGAGAGAGUGAAAAAAAAAAGAAAUGUAAUUGGUUACAUGUAUUCAAGAUCAUGAAUUUUGUUUUGAAACUUUUUUUUUUCUGGUACUUUGUAGUAUAAGUGCCUAGUGGAGAGUUGUCCUGAUAGAUUUUAAGUGCCUAGUGGAGAGUUGUCCCAAGAUAGAUUUUCUUACUAAGUGACAAGGUUCAGAAAGGAUCAACUAAUAAUCCCAUGAUUAAUAUUCUCCUCUAUUCUCAUCACCUGCCUGCUUGAUAUUGUAUUGACACUGUAAGGAGAAAUUCUGUCUUGGUCACUUGUGGGAUUGAAAGGGUUAACAAAUCAUCAUUUAGUAUGUGCUUUCAGUGAAGUAGAAUGCUUUUCUAUUUUUAUUGAUCAGAUGAUAAUUAGAAUUAUCAUCACUAUCAGUAUUAAAAUAAUGGUAAUUCUUUCUUUUUACUCAUAAGGAUCAUCUAGUAUCUCUUCACAAGUAUCCAUCAGACUUCAGAUUCAACCGUCCAAGCAGACAACAGCGAAAAAGCAAAAGGUUUGAAAAUUCUUUUGAUCUGCAACCAAUGCUUUAAUGGAAACACAGUUCCUUUUAGUAGGCAUUUGAUUCUAGAAUUUACAAACUAAUUUCGACCUCCUUAACUUAACGUGGUCACAACAAACAGCUUCACCUGUACAAGGUAGGUACGUUGUUGUCAAGAGCAAACCACAGUAAUAUAUAUUGUUAGGCAAAUUAUCGCCAAAUAAUCUGCCAGAUAUUGGAGGAUGAGCUCUUGUGUAGGAUGUUGCCUAAUACUCAUUGAACUUUCAACAAGGAAUUAUCAUCUCAGGUUUAUUUGAUUAUUUGAUAAUUUUACAUGUAUUUUUCUUUCUAAGCACUGAAAUUUUCCCCUCAAAUAAUCUUACCAUCAUCAAUUUUCCUUUUUUCUUUUUUCUCCUGUGGAGAUCUUAGGAUUGAUCCUGCUCCAAAAGUUUCUUUAGUUAGUCUUAAGAAGAUAACCAGUGAACUUAGUUCUCAGACCAUGCUGGACAUUUUUUGUUUUGUGCAUCACCUUGCAUUUGUAAAUUAGUACAAGGCAGUCAUUUGAAAGAGAAUUUAAUUAAUACAACCAUCAGCAAUCAUGGAAGUAAAUCUUUGAUUUCCCCUCUUUUACUGAAAGAUUUCACUCACAGUUCAGAAGACUGUGAGAUGUGGGAGACUCUCACUUAAAUGAAGGGGAGUUGGCUUAAAUGGUUAGUUUAGCCAUGCUUUCUUAUGGGUAUUGUGGUGAAGUUGAUGAAGGGUUCACUUUUUUGCUUAUUUGCAGUAUGCAAACUUCGCCCGAAGCAAUGGACACAUCUACCCUACCUCAGGUUAAGAAAUGAGUGAAAUUGAAUUUAAUUUCAGUUAAUAUUAUUCUGCAUUACUCUUUUGCAAAAUGAUUAGUUUCACAUAAGUUAUGGGGAUUUACUGAAGAUGUUCAAGCAAUUAUAUCCUUUCAAGGUUCUUAAUGCAUUCGUUUUGCCACUUACAGACUGAAAUAUUACUGAUCUACAUUGUACAUAUGUAUUUUAUUUGAUAGCAUCAUAAUAAAAAAUGAACUUAUAAUAGUUAUCCAUACUUGUCAAGUAUGCUGUAAUUCUAAUGAUAGCCAAUCAGUUUCUAUUAGAAUGUUAACUUUAACUUCUUUUGUGGUCUAGUACUUGUCAAUUUAGAAACUGCACUCUCUUUUGUAGGAACCUGCACCCUUGGUCAACACAGCACCAAAACAAAGGUUAAUGAACAUUUUAUGAUUACCUUUAAAUAAAAGAAUAAAUUUGAAAAGGGUCAAAAGCUGUUUCGUGGUAAUUAUUAUUUUUUCAACAGUAUAGUUCCAGCAUCUGUACAUGCAUUUAAGACCUUUUGAUGUGAUGUUAUCACAAAUUUUAGUUUUAAUGUGAAUAAGAUUUAGGUACAGGUCAUGUACCUUUAUUAAUUGUUAGAUUUAGCUUAGCCUGUUUUGUUGAUCUGCAUUAUACUGGUGUCAAUUAUGUAACCAACUUCUUGGAAAACAAUGAAUUCAAAAGAUUAUGUCAUGAGUUGUAAUUGAAAAGAUAAGCAUUUAAUUUCUCCCAACCAUAUCCAUAGAUUGUCUAGCAAACAGGUAAUAAGAAUACAUCUACUUGAACUUAGUAGAAGUUAUCUUGAUCUAACACCAACUAAUUUACAAGGAAAAGUGUAGCAGCUAGAGGGGAGAAUUUAAAAUCAGUUCUUGGGACUUUAAAGGUUAACCAGUAUUGCUAGAUUUACACUGUAACCUGCACCUCCCCACUACCUGCAGCAACAGUUGUUUACUGUCAAAUUACAAGAUUACUUAAAGGUAAUAGGUCAGAAAUUUCGGUGAGUGUGAUCUUGAGCCACAGGGUUUGCAGGUUAUUGAAAGAAGUUACUGUAUGUACACAUGUUUUAAUUUAGUGUGUAACAUAGAUUGAGCAUGGUUGUUCUUUUUUUCACCCCAGGCUACCAAAGACAAUAUGCUUUGGCAGAGGGUCCAGCAGAGCUUUCCAAAAAAGUAUCCCAAAAAAUAGCAAGAAAAAGUCCAAAAACUUGGAUGAUAUACAAGACCAAGCUGCUUCUCAAGAGGUAGUUAAAAACAGUAAAAUCAAUUGCAAUCAAGCUUGUUGCAUCUAAUUUACUUUAUAAUUAAAUUCGACAUUCAAACCUCAUAAACACUGAGUGAACUUGUGCUGCAGCAUAAUUGUUGUGCAGCUGCAUGCAUACUCUGUCCAUGAUGCAUUGAGUUACAAAUGAUUUGGUAAAUCUUCACUUUUGCCUUCCUCAUGAAGUCAGAGUAACUGAUCUUUAAAAAUUUCAGGAGGAAAAUAACUAGUCUACUUCUUUUCUUUCUGGAAGAAUUCAAAGAAUUCUUUGUUCUAAAUACACUAAUAUGACUAAAUUACCACUGUAAAUUGGCUUUCAUCCUAAUUAAUUUGUAAAGCUAUUUCUACCAUAUUAUGGUCAAACCAGGGUAAUGUACAAUCUUGUUGUAUUUUGCAGGUUACAAUGGCUGAAGUGAGCUGACUCAUGUAAACAGUUCCUUCUGAAUUAAGAUAGCAUGUUUAUAAUAACUUCUCUUUGAAGUCAAAUUUAUGUUUAAAUGUACAGUUUUUGUCAGAAAUUUAUAAUAAAAAAAAUUACCAUUAAUAAAGUUAAUCUUAUGGAAAAUGGUUGAGAACAAGCCCUGAAGGAAUAUGUAUAUAAAAGGUGUGGCAUUCUGCAAAAAAAGUGAAAUGUAGAGGAUCAUUAGAAAUGCUAUUUUCAACAUUCUUCACGAGACAAUGCUUAGAAAAAUAGUUCUGAUAACGUACAAAAUGACAGGUGUUUCAAGUGUCUUUACCAAUAAACAGGAAGAUGUCUUCCCUCAGUGCACUAGCCUGCAGCUUUACACCACACCCUCCCCCUCCAUGUGUCUUGGAAAGAAUUGCAAACUGGGAAAAUGUUAAAAAUAUAUUAACUUGAUAUCAAGAAGUACUUUUAAUGCUCAUACUGAACCUAUAUUUAAGCAGUUGAAAGUUCUUAAUCCAUACAAUAUAUAUUGAUUUCAAAUAGGAAAGAUCAUGUUUUUGUUAAAGAUAAGCCAUCUUCCUGAUGCUCUAAUAAUAUAAUUUUUGUUUUCAAGUCACAAUCAUUGUGACAAUCAUUACAUAGCCCUUGCAGAACAAAUAUCAAACAGUUUGCGUUAUGUUUCCAAGGACCUAAAUUUUGCAAUUCUCUGAAUAUAGAAAUCCAAAAUGAUGGCACUCUCUCUUGAAGUCUAAAUUGCAAACAUUACUAAAGUCAACUCCCUUCUUAUUCUUCUUGAUUUGUUAAUUUAUUUUUUGCUUACUUUUCUCACCCUGCUGAAGUAUAUGUUUGUUUUGAGUGCCUGCUAUUGUUGUUGUUGUUUAAUGUGUGUGUGCCCUUUCUUUUUUAACCAAAAAUAUUUUGAACCUAAAUCAUGCCAUAAAACUGAAAGAUACUGUAC
Messenger RNA from Pocillopora meandrina, 6734 nucleotides. The record is from the annotation of a GenBank genome assembly. NCBI's taxonomy places the organism in Eukaryota, Metazoa, Cnidaria, Anthozoa, Scleractinia, Pocilloporidae.